CUGCGGAGCCAGAGUGGCCAGGAUCCCUCGCAGCUCCGACGCGGAGAUCCGCACACGCUCCAACCCCUCCGCCAUCUUCGCGGCUGCUGCUACAGCUGCAGAUGCUCCGCCACCGCCGCGCGCAGCCAGGAAACCACGACCGACGGGCGGUGCGCGCGCUCACCCACCUCCCACCCUUUCCCCCGCCUCCUCCUUCCUUCCCUCCCCAACGACGGUGGCCGCACUGGGAGGAAAAGCGCUGAACGCACGUUCGCGAGGGGCAGUGCCGGAGCGCGAGCCUGGACGGGAGAGACGGGCGUUGCGCGUGCGCAGAGGUGUAGCCGGGGAAGGUGCGCUGUGGCUGGAGUCGGAGGCGCGGCGCGGGUGAGUGUUUUAAAUGGCCUCACACCCUUGGCCACUGGUCCUGGGCCAAGGUAGGCCAGAGUUCUCACCCAGAAUUUUUUGAACUGAAACUGAGAAAGAAAAAUUCCUCUCCAGUAUGGAAGCCAUAAAAUGUAAAACACAGGAGCUAUCAGCAGCCAUGUAUCCUGCCUUAUGAAACCAGCUGGUCUGCAAUGAAAAAGAAACGGACGUGCAGAAAGCAGCAGAGAACCAUGUGUGCUCAAUACUGCAUCUCCUUUGCUGAUGUUGAAAAAGCUCACAUCAACAUUCGAGAUUUUAUCCACCUCACACCGGUGCUAACAAGCUCCAGUUUGAAUCGAGUAACGGGGCGCAAUCUUUUUUUCAAAUGUGAACUCUUCCAGAAAACUGGAUCUUUUAAGAUUCGUGGUGCUCUUAAUGCCAUCAGAAGCUUGGUUCCUGCCGCUUUAGAAGGGAAGCCGAAAGCUGUUGUUACUCACAGCAGUGGAAACCAUGGACAGGCUCUAACAUACGCUGCAAAAUUGGAAGGGAUUCCUGCUUACAUUGUGGUGCCCCGAACAGCUCCCAAUUGUAAAAAACUGGCAAUACAAGCCUAUGGAGCAUCUAUAGUAUACAGUGAACACAGUGACGAGUCCAGAGAAAAUGUUACAAAGAGAGUUAUGGAAGAAACAGAAAGCAUCAUGGUACAUCCCAACCAGGAGCCUGCAGUGAUAGCUGGGCAAGGAACAAUUGCCCUAGAAGUGCUGAACCAGGUUCCCUUGGUGGAUGCACUGGUGGUACCUGUAGGGGGAGGAGGAAUGGUUGCUGGAAUAGCAAUUACAGUAAAGGCUCUGAGACCUAGUGUAAAGGUAUAUGCUGCUGAACCCUUGAAUGCAGACGACUGCUACCAAUCCAAACUGAAAGGGGAACUGACCCCCAACCCAUAUCCUCCAGAAACCAUAGCAGAUGGUGUCAAACCCAGCAUCGGCAUUAACACCUGGCCUAUUAUAAGGGACCUUGUAGAUGAUGUCUUCACUGUCACAGAGGAUGAAAUUAAGCAUGCAACCCAGCUGGUGUGGGAGAGGAUGAAACUACUCAUUGAACCUACAGCUGGUGUUGGAGUAGCUGCUGUGCUGUCUGAGCAUUUUCAAACAGUAUCCCCAGAAGUAAAGAACAUUUGUAUUGUACUGAGUGGUGGAAAUGUAGACUUAACCUCCCUAACUUGGGUAAAGCAGGCUGAAAACCCAGCUCCUUUCCAAUCUGUUUCUGUUUAAUUUAUGCAAAAGGAAAAGAUUCAGUGUCUGUA
Molecule: messenger RNA, 1645 nt
Organism: Lemur catta (Ring-tailed lemur)
Lineage: Eukaryota; Metazoa; Chordata; Mammalia; Primates; Lemuridae
Gene: SRR
Product: serine racemase
Exons: 9
Coding region: 555-1613 (352 amino acids)
Biological process (GO): L-serine metabolic process; pyruvate biosynthetic process; D-serine biosynthetic process
Cellular component (GO): cytoplasm
Molecular function (GO): ATP binding; threonine racemase activity; magnesium ion binding
Source: RefSeq, a predicted model, not a curated record